AUGGAUAGAAAAAAGUAUCCAAUUGGCGUUGAACAUUACACCCUUUACGAAGAGGUUGGAACAGGGGUGAGCGCUUCCGUCCACCGGGCUCUAUGUAUUCCGUACAAUGAGAUCGUUGCCAUCAAAAUUCUCGACUUCGAACGGGACAAUUGUGAUCUGAAUAAUAUAUCUCGAGAAGCUCAAACGAUGGUGUUAGUUGACCAUCCAAACGUUCUUAAGUCACACUGCUCCUUUGUUAGUGAUCAUACUUUAUGGGUUGUAAUGCCUUAUAUGGCUGGGGGUUCAUGUCUUCACAUAUUAAAGGCAGUACAUCCUGAUGGAUUUGAGGAGGUGGUUAUUGCAACUGUGCUUCGUGAAGUUUUAAAGGGUUUGGAUUACCUCCAUAGUCACGGGCACAUUCAUCGUGAUGUAAAGGCUGGAAAUAUUCUCCUUGAUUCUCGUGGGGGAAUCAAGUUGGGAGAUUUUGGAGUCUCUGCUUGCUUAUUUGAUUCAGGUGAUAGGCAACGCAUGAGGAAUACAUUUGUCGGGACUCCUUGUUGGAUGGCGCCUGAGGUUAUGGAGCAAUUGCAUGGUUAUGAUUUCAAAGCUGAUAUUUGGUCAUUUGGUAUAACUGCUUUGGAGCUUGCUCAUGGACAUGCUCCUUUCUCAAAAUACCCACCAAUGAAGGUUUUGCUUAUGACUUUGCAAAAUGCACCCCCUGGUCUUGAUUACGAGAGAGACAAAAAAUUCUCAAAGUCUUUUAAGCAGAUGAUUGCUAGUUGUUUGGUAAAAGAUCCAACCAAACGACCAUCAGCCAAAAAGUUAUUGAAACAUCCUUUUUUCAAACAAGCUAGGUCAAAUGAUUAUAUUGCAAGAACACUCUUGGACGGUCUUCCUGCUCUUGGUGAUAGGCUUCAGGCACUAAAGAUAAAGGAACAAGAUAUGCUAGCACAAAAGAAAAUACCAGAUGGCCAGAAAGAAGAAAUGUCACAGAAUGAAUAUAAACGUGGUAUUAGCGGUUGGAACUUUGACCUUGAAGACAUGAAGGCUCAGGCUUCCUUGAUCCAAGAUGAAGAUACCAUCUCUGAAAAAGGAAGUUCAAGUUCUAUCUCGAGUCUUGAUGCACAUGGCAAACAGUUCCAACGACAAUCGUCUUCUGCCAGCCAGUAUCAACGUCAAUUAUCCUCAGCAAGCCAAUAUUCAGACCCUGCUGAUCUAGAUGAAAGUAAUCAACAUGCUCAUUCCUUGGUUGAUUAUACAGCAGCUCAUAACAUAGCCAAAAGGGGAGAAUCCGAUGAUGAUGCAAGCAUUUCUAGUUCAAUACAUGACCAUCAAAAUGACUUUCGUAUUGAAUCUAACCAUUUGGGGAAACCAGAACCGGAGGCCAAUGGAAAGUUAUUGGACAAUUUGGCUUCAAAUUCUCAUCUUAGUUGUCUCUUAUUGAUAAUCUUCAUCAAUCUAAUGAUGUGCAUUCGGAGACCAGCUCUAAAGCUUCCAAACAAUCAGGCAAUGGGGAAUAAUGAUGAACUAGAUGAGAAAACAAAAAUUCAUAUUGUACAGCAAAAAGGACGUUUCAAGGUUACAUCAGAAAAUGUGGACUUUGAAAAGGUUUCUCCUUCGCCAAUUCUACAAAAAAGCCAUAGCAUGCAGGUGAUUUCCCAAGCCCAAUACCCAGGUGUAUCUGUUCCAGUUGUUCAAACUGAGCCUAUGGUUGCUACACCAGCAAAUACCGUUGCCAACCAUUGUAUGUAUCCAAUGUUGCAAUCUGUUUUGCAAGCAAAUAUUGUCCAAAGGGAGAGUAUUUUGGGUCUUAUGAGGCAACUGUGUAUUGGGGAAACCACAGAUGGAGGAUCGACGACAGCAAAUCCAAUAGUAGAUAAAUCACCGCUGGAAGCGGCUCACGAUCGGGAAAAGGAAUUGCUUCGGGAAGUUACGGAUUUGCAAUGGAGGCUUAUAUGUGCCCGAGAAGAGCUUCAAAAGUACAAAACAGAACAUGCACACGACUGA
This is a messenger RNA of Oldenlandia corymbosa var. corymbosa, 1986 nucleotides long. NCBI's taxonomy places the organism in Eukaryota, Viridiplantae, Streptophyta, Magnoliopsida, Gentianales, Rubiaceae. The record is from the annotation of a GenBank genome assembly.